CUAAAUGUUAAACUAGGCCAGUUAUCAAAAUAUUGUGAACCUGUAAACAUACAAUCAAUACCACUAACUGUGUUUACACAUUCAAAACCAAAAAUAAAAGCAAAAUGGCGACCGUAAAAGCAAAAGUGAUAACUGGAUUACCGCUGCAUCAUGCGAUAUCUCAGGAAGCAUUAGGAGUUCAACUUUAUCAAAGAUUAAAAGCGAACUAUCACACUGAAUCACCAGCAAUGAUUAACGUUGUUUCCAAUGAAACGUUAUCAUUUCGUAAUUUAUUUGUUAUGACCUGUAAACUUGGCGAAUGGAUGCGUCGACAAGGUUUAACACAAAACGAUGUGAUUUUAAUGUGUUGUGAAAAUGUAAUGGAAUAUUUCGUGCCGGUUAUUGCUGCAAUGUAUUCGUGUAUUAUCGUUGCAAAUGCAAAUCCAGCAUACAGCGAAAGAGAACUUCAACAUGCUAUAAACCUUUCAAAACCAAAACUAAUAUUUUGCUCAAAAGCAAAUUAUGCAAAAUUUCACAGAAUAAGAAACUAUAUUAGAGUUAUCAUCCUUGACGAUGUUUAUGAACUUGUAAAGAGUAUUAAUAUUGAUCCAUUGCGAUUCAUUCCGAAACAUUGCAAUGUUUAUGACCAAACUGCUGUGAUUUUGUUUUCUUCUGGGACUUCCGGUUUGUUUAAAGCUGUGAUGUUGACGCAUCAAAAUUAUAACGCACGAAUUAAUCAGGCACAGGAUCCACGUUUAUCAACGACAACAGGUGAUUCUGUAAUAUUAUUUCUUCCAUUUUUCCACGCUUAUGGAUUUGCUAUAAUUCUAUCAGAUCUGUUUCAUGGAAAAUGUGUGCAUUUCAUGCACAAAUUCGAAAUCUCUUCAUUUCUAUCCGCUAUAGACAAGCACAAAAUAACAAUGUUACCAGUUGUACCUCCAGUGCUUAUAAUGUUGUCCAAAUCAGCUUUAACCUCAAAAUAUAACCUCACAUCCGUUGUUAAUAUUCUAUGCGGUGCUGCCCCCUUGAGUGCAGAAACUGAAGUAGCUAUACGCAAAAUAUUCCCGAAUGCAAUUAUCCGUCAAGGUUAUGGUCUCACCGAAGGAACAUUCGCUGCAACAUUGUUUUAUGCAAAAGAUUUAGACACUAAACAUGGAUCUGUUGGUACUGCAAUGCCAGGCACUGAGAUUAUAGUCCGUGAUCCGGAUACUGGUGCUUUAAUGGGCCCACAUCAAGUUGGAGAGUUUUGUAUCAAAGCACAAACAGUGAUGAAGGGUUAUUUAGGCAACCCAGAAGCCACUAAAAAUACAUUUACGGAUGAUGGAUUUUUACGUUCAGGAGAUAUGUGUUACUACGAUGAGGAUGGAUAUAUUUAUAUAGUUGAUCGAUUGAAGGAGUUGAUCAAAUAUAAAGCCUUUCAGAUUGCACCUGCUGAAUUAGAAGCGUUGUUGGUAACACAUCCAAAGAUAUUGGAUGCUGCGGUUAUAGGUAAACCGGAUGAUGUUGCCGGUGAAGUACCUUUAGCCUUUGUUGUUCCAAGAAGUGAAGGUGUUACAGAACAAGAGAUUAUUAAAUUCGUCAAAGAUAACGCUGCAGCGUAUAAAUCUCUAAGAGGUGGUGUGCGUUUUCUUAAAAGUAUUCCCAAAAGUGUGAGUGGGAAGAUUUUAAGAAGAGAAUUGAGAGAAUUGAUUAAAACACAAUCACAUUUGUAACUAUUUGUAAAUUUAAAUAAAAUAAUUUUAUAUUUGGUGUUAAA
Messenger RNA from Dalotia coriaria, 1735 nucleotides. RefSeq lists its product as uncharacterized. Lineage: Eukaryota; Metazoa; Arthropoda; Insecta; Coleoptera; Staphylinidae. Bases 105 to 1691 code for a protein of 528 amino acids. The record is from RefSeq and is a predicted model, not a curated record. Gene Ontology annotation, biological process: fatty-acyl-CoA biosynthetic process; long-chain fatty acid metabolic process. The transcript is spliced from 4 exons. Gene Ontology annotation, molecular function: long-chain fatty acid-CoA ligase activity.